ACAAGAAGAGAAAGAAGAAGAAAAAGAGGCUGAAGAAAAAGAAAAAAUACUCAAGCUCCAGCUGCAGUUCGUCCUCAUGCGAGAGUGAUGACGAGAAAUCCAGUCAAAAAUUAAAGAAAGAAUCUGGAAAAUGGUCACCAUGGGGUGAUGCUGCUGCAAGAAAUGAGGAGGGAAGGUCAGCGGUGAUGGCUGAGGGUCAGUUAGCAGCUUCACCAGAGUUCCCUGCAGUCUGUGAAGUUGAGAGGCCUGAAGGUGCUGAUGAUGAAAGAGGAGAAGAAGAAAUGAAAGCGAAGCUGAAGAAAAAGAAAAAGGAUUCUGCUUCAUCUUCAGAAUCAUCAUCCUCAUGUUUGGAUAGUUCCUCCUCAGACACUGAGGAUGACAAGAAGAAGAAGAAGAAGAAGAAGAAGAAGAAGAAGAAGAAGAAGAAGAAGAAAAAGAAGAAGAAGGUGCUCUGUUCAUCGUAAAUGAAUGAGAAGAUCUUAAGGAUUGUAAAUAACCUUGUGUUCUUCCUUGACAUUUUCAGGACUCAAGCUCAUCUUCAUCUGGUUCUUCCUCCUCAUCGGACAGUGAGGAU
Messenger RNA from Hemibagrus wyckioides, 574 nucleotides. RefSeq names its product ADP-ribosylation factor-like protein 6-interacting protein 4. Bases 186 to 464 code for a protein of 92 amino acids. The transcript has 6 exons. The record is from RefSeq and is a predicted model, not a curated record. Lineage: Eukaryota; Metazoa; Chordata; Actinopteri; Siluriformes; Bagridae.